GCGGGGUAGUGACGCCAUCAGCCGGCGCCGGCCCGGAGCGGGGCUGAGAGAGGAAGGAGCUGCGCCGCUGCCGCCGCCAUGGGGGGAGGAGACCUGAAUCUGAAGAAGAGCUGGCACCCUCAGACCCUGCGCAAUGUGGAGAAGGUGUGGAAGGCCGAACAGAAGCAUGAAGCCGAGCGGAAGAAGAUUGAGGAGUUGCAGCGGGAGCUGCAGGAGGAGCGAGCCCGGGAAGAGAUGCAACGCUAUGCAGAGGACAUGGGAACAGUCAGGAAAAGAGAAGAGAAGCUGGAGUGGAUGUACCAGGGUCCUGGGGGGAUGGUGAACAGAGAGGAGUAUCUGAUGGGCCGCCCUGUGGAUAAAUACGUCUUUGAGAAGACUGAAGACAAGGAUGCAGGUUGUUCCUCUGAGACAGGGCUUCUUCCAGGCUCCAUUUUUGCCCCCACAGGUGCCAACUCUGUCCUAGACAUAGCAAACAAAAUCCGUGAGGAUCCACUUUUCAUGAUAAGAAAAAGAGAGGAAGAGAAAAAAAGAGAAGUUUUGAAUAAUCCUGUAAAAAUGAAGAAAAUCAAAGAACUGCUGCAAAGCAGUUUGGAAAAAAAAGAGAAGAAGAAGAAGAAAGAAAAGAAAAAGAAGCACAAAAAACACAGACAUCAAAGUUCCAGCAGUGAAAGUUCCAUCAGUGAUGAUGAGCGUAGCAGAGCAAAAUCCCAAAGGAAGAUGGAGAGUUCUUUUUGGGAAUCUGUUGGUCAUAAAGUCCCAGGGUAUGGUUUACAGUUUAAAGAUCCUGACCAAAAUCACAAGUCUCAGAGUUCUCCAGUUGCUGGCCAGGAGAGGGCACCCCACAAACACCGAGACCGUUCCAGGUCAAGGAGCCAGUCCCGAUCUCCUCAGAGACACACUAGCAAGAAGAGUACUUGGGAAGAGGAAUCUGGACACCAGAGGUCAAGAUCUCCAUCCAGACACAGUAAACGGUACAGCACCAAAGUGGAUUGGAAGGAAAAGGGAAGAACUAGAAGCCCUUCCCCGAAGAAAGGAUACCGCCGACAGCAUGCUUCAGGGUAUACUAAAAAGAUCUCCGCAGAUGAGCUAGAACGCAAGCGUCAGGAAAUGAUGGAAAAUGCUAAGUGGCGGGAAGAAGAGAGGGCAAACAACAUCAGGAAACACCGAAAAGAGGAGGAGCGAGAACGAGAGCUGCAGAAACUUGACUCCCGAGAUGGAAAAUUCCUGCACCACAUAAAACUAGAGAGUGCAGCCACUUCCUCUCUGGAAGAUCGAGUCAAACGCAACAUCCACUCAAUCCAGAGAACACCAGCUGCCCUGGAAAAGAACUUUAUGCAGAGAUGAACCUUCCUCUCCUCUGUCCAUGUGCUGGUUCACUAGGACUUCUUUUUAGAACCAUUCAGUAGGUGCGUCUUCCUCAAAACGGAGCUGCUCCAUGUAGAAGGGAAUUCUCCAGCAACCUACACAUACUUGCAAGAGCAGUUGCCAUCCUGGCAAGAGUUGGAUUUCUGUAUGUCAUAUUUGGCCUUCUAGCAUUGUGAAUGUAUUUGUAACUUGAGUUUGAAACUGCAGCAAACCUUUAGCUGGAGUUAUUCUGAAUCUUUGUGUUAGUGUUGUCAGAUCUCUUCUGUUCUCCACCUAAACCAGCGGCCGUUUUUAAUGCUGUUAUCACCAGACACAAACUGGUGGUGUAACUACUUAUUACAUUGGACAAAUUGUCCUAACUUUUUGUAUGACUAAGAAAGGAUCUAUUUUAUCAGUACUUUUAAAAUCAGCAGGACAGAUUCAUCUGUGAAGUCAAUCCACAGACUUCUGUGAAGUUACGUGAGUGGCAGACUGAUAAAAAGUUGCUUGGUCAGUGUUCAAUGUCCCUAGUUUGGAAAUGGGUAAGGAGAGUGUCCAGAGUUAAUUCCAGCCAGAAUUUAUAAGAUACAUACAGAUUAGUUGUUUCAGUUGCUUACAGGCUUGAAUGACAUGUCAGCUAGGAAGAGACUUGGGUGAAAAGAAAAAUGAACAAGCUAUAGGUGAUGCACUAAACGUUCCUCUGGGAUUUUGUACCGCAAGGGAAUGUGUGUGUAUGUAGAGAUAAUAGAUAUCAGCCUACAUUGUUGUUUUUAAAAUACUAUUUUUAACUGUUCUAUUUAACCUCUCCCUUGUGGUCUUGUAAAAGAGUCAAAUUCUAUUUGUAGUGAAAAGACCUGGGACCAAUGACCUGUCACUGCAAUAUGUUACAGCUCCUUGAGAAAAUAAUAAAAAUGCUCCUCCCCA
Messenger RNA from Gavialis gangeticus (Gharial), 2268 nucleotides. It is a transcript of the gene CWC25, whose product is annotated as CWC25 spliceosome associated protein homolog. Gene Ontology annotation, biological process: mRNA splicing, via spliceosome. The coding region runs from base 79 to 1344 and encodes 421 amino acids. Lineage: Eukaryota; Metazoa; Chordata; Crocodylia; Gavialidae. Gene Ontology annotation, cellular component: U2-type spliceosomal complex. The record is from RefSeq and is a predicted model, not a curated record. The transcript is spliced from 10 exons.